AUGUGUUUCAAGACACCGCGAUUAGAGACGCAGCUUCUAAGUCUGAACUCGUCCUCGGUCUCUCCCAGACCCGCCGCCUCCGGUCUCGAAGACGCCCGGCAGCCGGCUCAGCCCCAGGCGGGGAGCAACCUGGCCGGCCCGGCGGGCGAAAACCCAGAGCACUCGGCCGGGUCGCCCAGGGCAUCCCCGCGGCUGGGGGCGGAAGGCGAGCCGGGCCGCAGGAAGGGUCAGCCGGGUCCGAGCUCCGCCCAGCUGGCUCGCAGGCCACGCGGUGAAUGGCAGCGGCGGAGGGCGCGGUGCCAGCGGAGAGGGGCGGAGCCGCGGGCGCUGGUUGGCGCGGGCUCGGAGGCGGGGCGCGCGGGGCGGGGCCGGAGGCGGGGUCGCUGCCGGGCGCUGGAGCUGCGGGCGCGCGGAGAGGAGUCGCGAGCAGCUGGAGCGGAGUUGGAGGAAGCGGCGGCUUACGGGUGGCAGCGGGUUGGAGACGGCGAGCUCGGGUCGCGAACGGCUGGCGGAUCUGAGCUGGGUCAGGGGCUCAUCGGAGCCGUGCGCGCCAGAGGCUGCCGGUGCAGCCUGGGCCCAGCAGAGGAAGGAAGCCGGCCGGCCGGGGAGGUGCAGCUCGCAUGCGGCGUGCCACGGUCAAGUCAGGCGACAGAUGGGCAGCGUGACGAGAGCGUCAGAAAGGAUCGGGCCUCGCCGGGGGCGUCAGCCUGGAGUCGGCGUGUUGACGAGUCGCUGAAGAGGAAGCCGGUGGGGGGACCGCGGCCACAGAGGAGGAGAGCCUUGACUUGA
Rangifer tarandus platyrhynchus (Svalbard reindeer) is the source of this 789-nucleotide messenger RNA. The record is from the annotation of a GenBank genome assembly. NCBI's taxonomy places the organism in Eukaryota, Metazoa, Chordata, Mammalia, Artiodactyla, Cervidae.